UAUUAUGGUCGUUAGAAAAUUUGAAAAUAGUAGUGCAGUUAAAUUAGUGUGGAUUUUUUUAUUUAAAACUAUUGUUUAAAUAAAAUUAAGUUGUAACUAAUUAAUAAAUUUAAAUUUAAAAAUGAGUAAAGACAGUGGAGAUAAUUUAGACUGGGCGAUACAAUUAGGGUGUCCACCAUCAGUGUUGACAAAUGAUGUAAAAAAAAUUCUUAAUCAAGGCAUAAUGAGUUUUGUAUGGGAUGAAAUAGCAUCAGUGGUUCAUCCUGUUGAAGAUGUAGUUGACACACGAAAAAACAUUUUGCUAAACCAUCUCCAAAGUCAAGCUCAGGUGCCGGCUAUUCAGCACAUUAACAAAAUAAAAUUAUUAAAAAAUGAAAGAGCUUUAGUUAAUUCACAAAUUGAUAAAGUUGAGAAUAUGUGCGAGACACUUUAUCAUUCUCUUGAAGAAAAAGAAUUAAAAAUUUCAAAACUGAAAAACCAACAAGAAAAAACAGAAAUAAAAACUGGAGCUUUAGAAUUGAAAUUAAAAAAUAUUGAAUCAGAGAUAAAUUCAUGUAAGGAAUUUAUUUCAUACUGUAAUAAUUUAUUGCCGGCAAAUAAACAUGAAAUUGAUGAAGCUGCUUUUCAGUAUUGUCUUACGCUGGCUGGUUCAGUAAUUUCACGUCAAGGCAAGUUGGAGGCAUUGAAACAAAUUCAAGAGAUCUUGGAUCCACUUGCUAUUCCUGAAUUAUGGGAUAGCUUAUUACGUAAACGUAUGCAGGAUACUGAGAAAUUAACGAGACUCCAAUUGGAGCAAGAGAACAAUGAAACGCCAGGUCGGUCAUUUGAUGAAGCCUGGAAAAUUGGUCUUGCUUCUGUCGAAGCACAAAUUAUUACAUCGACACUUGAAGCAAUGAUACAUAAGGAAAAAUUACAAAAUCAUUUGCAGAAUGUGGUCAAUAUAAUUGAUAAAAUAAUGGUCAGUGAUUCGGAACAAGAACUAGAAUGGAUCCAACUUAAUCUAGAAAUUGCUCAGCAAGAUAAAAAAUAUAAAGAGUUACAAUCUUGUAUCGAAUAUUUCAAAAACUUUAAUGAAGAGAGACACGAUUUAACUGAAAGGCAAUCUGAGUUGUCAAGUGAACUUCACAAUGUCAAUUCCGAAAUGAAAGAGUGUAUAGAAACGAUUAAAAAUUCUUUGAGGUCCGUAAUAUCCGCCGGUAAUUUUCUUGAAAAAAUAAAAGAUAAUUUAAUCGACGAGCUAAUGAUUAUAGCUCUGAUGAAUCGUCAAUUCAAUGCCAAUUGGCUUGAUAUUAAUUUAACGUCUGAGAUCGAUGAGUUCCACAAAAACACCGAUGUCAAUGCAUUAAAUAAAGUUAUGCUACUAGACAAAGUUGGAGCAUACAGAUACGCAUCAAUAUGUAUGAGUAAUAUUUUGCCAGUAACACCGACAUUAACAUUAGCAACUCCAGUAUUCAGCCCCCCACUGUGCCAUUUAAUUUACUGUCUCAGAAAUCUUAUGGCGAACAGUUUAUUGAAGCAACAGCAUCAGCUAAAAAAUUCCGAGUACGCAAAUCAACAGAUGAUCGUAAUUAAGAAUUCAACUCUUGAUUCAUCAAAAGAAAAUGAUAUAUUUGAAUUACUUGAUAAAAUAAGUUACAAAAAUGGAACAUGUCGUCGAGAAUUAGAUAAACUUGAGACAAUUUAUGACGCUUGGGCUAAUCAGCCGGUUCAAGAAGCGAUGUCUGUUAUUGAUGACACCGCUCACAGAUUAACGUACGAUGAAUGGGUGAAACGUUACAGCUCACUACUAUUUAUGAUUACACGGAACAAAUGAAUGAACUUUAAAAUAAGCUUCAAGAUCAUGUGAUAUGUAAUUACUCCAUAAGUUAUUAUAAUUAUAAUAGCUUGUAAGCUUGUACAAUAUUACGCAGUAUUAUAGCAAAUAUUUUUUUUCUAAAUAAAUU
This is a messenger RNA of Microplitis demolitor, 1943 nucleotides long. RefSeq names its product augmin complex subunit dgt5 (gene dgt5). NCBI's taxonomy places the organism in Eukaryota, Metazoa, Arthropoda, Insecta, Hymenoptera, Braconidae. The transcript has 7 exons. Bases 122 to 1813 code for a protein of 563 amino acids. The record is from RefSeq and is a predicted model, not a curated record.